Molecule: messenger RNA, 1365 nt
Organism: Mesorhabditis belari
Lineage: Eukaryota; Metazoa; Nematoda; Chromadorea; Rhabditida; Rhabditidae
Source: the annotation of a GenBank genome assembly
AUGAGCGAGUUGCUUUGCAAACUCCAAAAGAAUUUACCAAACGCCGCCGCCGCACUAUAUAUCUGCCAUCGGAAGAACGACGAAGAGGAAGUAGCAGCUCAUAUGUACAUUGCUGAAAAAAACAUGUUCUCAUUUUCUCAGGAAGAAAACAAAGAGAAUGAUCUACAAAUUGAGCUGAAUUUGCAUAGACAACUUAUUGAAGAGAAAAAUCAGGAAAUUCUCGCCCUAAAGGAUCACGCAAAUGCGAUUCAAGCAGAAGCACAAAUGAAGGUUGAAAGAUUGACGAAGCAAUUGGAGGAAGAACGUAGAAUGACAAGCUGGCUAGAGAGAAACAACCUAGAGAUCACGAAGCAGAAUACAAAUUUGAUCAAGGAGAACUCUUCCAACAAUCUGCUCACUGGAAAGUUUAAGGAUGAAUCCGUGGUUGAAAAGAUUCCAAACUUCAAGCGAAAACCUUGUCCCACCGAUGUCACACCCGCGACGACGACAAGCUCCAACAGUAAUGUCUUCGACGACUUCGAGGGAUCGUGUGACGGAAAGGACGCGAAAGUUGACAAGAAAGCUGAACGACCGAAAAACGCGAAAAAGGAGAAGAGAGAAAAACCAAAGCCGGCAGUUGAGCUAAAUGGCAGGAAAGUGCCGCUGGCUGAAGAAACAAAUGAAGCUCAUCAAACCAACAAAGACGAAGCAGAGGCUCUUGGAAAAGCGAUCGAGAAGAGGAGACAAUUAAAGGAACGUUACAUCAGUCGUAAGCGUCCACCACGACCGAAAGUGCAAAAGACAAAGAAUGAACAGGAGACUCGCAAAAAUCUUGAGGAGUUUCAACAGCAGAGUCAACGAGCUUUAUCGCAUAAGAUGAAUGCCGAGCUUUGUGGAAGUUGCGAUAUUGUCACGAAACAAGUUCGCCCACCAAUUCACAAAGAAGACGAUCAUAAUGGUGAAAAUAUGGAGAUUAAUGAAGAAUCCGAUAACGUCGUAUCGGCAACAAAGUGGAACCUGAGUGCUAGGAGAAGUGCCGAUCCAAAAGAAAUAACCAUCGAAGACGAUGAUGUUUGGAUAUCCGAUUUACACGCACCAAUGAAUUGUACUCCAAAAAAAAUCAAAACGAUCGACGAUAAGACUCUAAAAACAUUUCAACGGUCAUUUGCGGAACUGUCAAUUAACGAGGAAAGCGAAGUUGAUUUGACGCCGACACGAAGAAUGGACACUUCCAGAAAUGUUCCAGAAAAGCCAGAAAUCCUUCCUGCAGGUGUGGACAUAGAAUGUGACAAGAAUGAAUCGUUGGUCAAACAAGAGUCUUCUCAAAGUUCAGAACUGAACGACUUAUUUGAUGAUCUUGUUGAAACGCCAAAAAAGUUUAAUUCG